AUGGACGGUUUCGAGGAUGACGAUCCCUUUGAGUGGUCAAUCGAUCAAGUUAUCGCUCACCUUUGUCAUUCCUCUGCGCCGUGGGCUCGUUCUUCGCUUCCUCGUCCCGACUCAACAACCCUCGAGACAUCCCUUCGAGAGAAUGAUGUCACGGGAGAAAUACUACUCACAGAGAUAAACAAGGUGACGCUGGCUCAAGAUUUAGGUUUGAAAUCACUUGGGCAGCGCGCUACAAUAUUUAGAGCAGUCGAGGAACUACAGAAGCGGUCGCGAAAAUACGCAGAAUAUACACAGUCGCGCCAGGUCAACCCAUCUUAUCCUAUCGAAACCACACCCCAAAUCGCCCCCAGCUCGAGCCGCCCCCCCGAGACACCGUUUCAUGCCAUUCCUUCUGCUGGGGAUGACCCCGCUGCGCACAGUAGGAUGACCACUGUAUCCCAAAGUCCCAGCAAGGCAUCGGAGGCACAGAGGCAGGAAAAAGCUUAUUUGGCAGCCACAGGCAGUGCUUCAGUGAACUGUCGGUCAAACGAGGCUUAUGUCAUUGAUAGGACCGGGAAAAAACGUCGCAAGUUAUUCCUGAGACAACUCCAGUCCCAUAGAACUGGGACUUGGGAGGAGGACUCUGGGAUUAAUCGAUCUUCUGCUUAUCUAGGGCCUACAAAGGUGACACUUCCGGAUCUCUUUUACAAUAACAUGGAAGACAGUGACGACGAAGCCUUUGUAUUGGAGGGAGCAAAAUGCCCCAUUGGCCAAAAACGUUUUGUGAACAAACGUGUCCAGCACUACUUUCUAGAGGAGCACUUCUCAAUACAAACUAAAGAAGGAAAGAAUGCCGUUGCCAUAUUUCCAUACAGCUCGAAAAUUCUACCUCCGGGCGAACUACAAUUUUUCACUCUAUUCACGCAGGACCAGGGGAUUGUCAAGGUCACAAAAGAGGACAUCAUUGACUGGCCUCAAUUCAAGGAACGAGAUGAAUUUGACUACCUGCUCGACAAGUACCCAACUGAGGCAGGUCAAGGCUUACCACCUUACGGGGAUUCUGGGUCGGAAAACGAAUAUGACUCCGAUACAUGGCAGGAGAUCAAGCUCGAGGAACAGGAAGUAGAAGUCGAAAAGCAAAAAUCGAAAAUACUGUCUGGUCCAGAAGUUGACGGCAUUAUUGACAGAUAUAUUGAGCUCACUUCGCGAAAGUGGUGUGACCAGAAGCUGCCAAUUCAUCAACGUAAGGCUCAACGGCUGUGGUUGUCAUCGAGAAAGAGGGAUACAAAAUAUUCCGAAAUCAAAUCUGCACAGAGUACCAUUGCUCAUUUAGAGCGACGUUUGAAAUCACUUCGAAAGGCCAUAAAAGAUACUUCCUGGUCAAAGGUGAACGAGGUACAACAACAAUGCCAGUCCAUGGAGGAGACUCUUUUCAAUAAGGAAGCACAAAAGUGGAAAAUAUCUGUGUUAGAACUCGACACAUGUCCUCCAAAGCCUCCAUCUGCGGCUGCUCCCGCCAAGCGUCCAAAGCCCUCGAUACCCGAGGAUGAGGAGUGGCUAAGCUCUGAAGGCAACGAUGAAGAUAUCGAUGAUAUCAAUGAUUUUAUUGUCCCGGACAAUGAUGUGCCUGUUUCGGAUCGAUCGGGGGAUAAAAGAGAGCCUUCCAGAACCGCUCCAACCUUGCCCAGAGAGGCACAAGUUAGUGAAGAUGUUCCUAUACCCAGGUCUUUGCGAGAACAACACGUUCAAAAUUCUAGUUCCUCAGAACCGAGGUCUGUUCGACAACGGUCUGCUGAGCAUGUUCUGUUGAAAAAUUCAACCUCACCGGCACCAUUACGAGAGAUGAAACAGUAUCUUCAUGGGCCGAUUGAGGUUGUAGAUUUAACAAAAAGCUCGGAUGAGACAUCUGAUCAUAAUUUCGAUAUUCAAACUCCGCCGCUGAAUCCUGUUAAUGAUACCGCACUUCCGCCUCCUUCACCGCGAUCGCAACUGCUUCACGACUUCACUCGGGUUAAGAAACAAAGACAAGGGACAUCAGAAUUACAGGUUUUAGACCCGGUAUACAUCGCGGAAACAGCACGUAUAGGCUGGUCAGUGCUCGAGGAGCGACUCGACCGUGACCGUUUAUUGAGCAAACUAAUUUGGUCCAUGCCUCAGCAGGAGCGUCGUGAUUUGCACCAAUUAACCAAUUCAAUCGAAUUAGAAAAAGCAAAAAAGCGUGUCCGGAAAGCUUUACGCAGUGUAUUACAUCACUCCUAUCAAAUCCAAAAUAGUCGCAAGCAUACCCUAUUUUUGAGGAUAGCCGCACUUUAUACAUCCUGGCUUCGCUGCAAAAAGAUAUCGGCCAUGCAAGGCAUCCCAAAAGCGUUUAUUGAGGGUACACUGCGGGAUAAAAUUAGUUACGAUGUUUUUCACCCUAAGCUUUGUGAAGCUCUCAGAGCAUUUUCAGACGUGAAAGAUCCGGUAACAAAGGCUGCUGCUGGGAAACCACCGGAAAUUUCCACCAACAAAAGUGAUGAGCCGGAACGUUCCACUUCCUCUCAAAUCUCUGGGGCUGAGCAAACUCAGGACCAGGAUCUUCAAGAACUUUCCUCAGGUUCUGAAAUCGAAGCACACCGCACUCCUCACAAAAAACGAAAAAGAGCUGUGAAAGAGAGUCAAGAAGCCAUGGACAGUCAGAGAAAUGCUCAGCGACGUGUUGAGCUUCAGGAAAAGCAACGGGAACAACUUGCCCGCAGGCUACGUGGAACGGGGAUAAGCAACACAGAUCCAGAACGGCAGGUUGUUAGCUUUGAUGAUCCGGUGAUAUAUCUUCAUCGCCACAUCGGUGCGCGAGUGAAACCCCACCAACUGAGCGGCAUUCAGUUCAUGUGGCGAGAAUUGAUUAAGGAUGAGAAACGCCAGGGGUGCCUUUUAGCUCACACAAUGGGACUGGGGAAGACGAUGCAGGUGAUAUCGCUUUUGGUGACCAUCGCCAAUGCCGCCGCCUCUGACGACCCUAGAGUGAGGAACCAAAUUCCCAAAGCCCUUCGACGUUCUCGUACCCUUGUGCUAUGUCCGUCCUCGUUAAUCGAAAAUUGGUGGGAGGAGCUUUUGAUGUGGACGCCUAGUGACUCUCAGACCAGCCGCAACAUUGGACCGUUUCGCAAAAUUUUGCCCACACUUCAACUUGAAGAACGCCUAGACGGGAUAGCAUCCUGGUACAUGGAUGGUGACUGGAUCGCACCCGGCUAUCUUGGAGACUUCGUACAAUUCAAGGCCAAGUAUAUUGAACCGAUUCAGGAAGGCCUCUAUGCGGAUAGUUCACAGUGGGAACGUCGGCAGUCAUUAAAGAAGCUACAAGUUCUGAAAAAGGAUAUCGAUCCAAAGCUUAACCGAGCAGAUAUUUCAGUCCUCAAAGGGUCUCUUCCACCAAAAGUUGAGUUUGUAAUCACCGUUCCGUUAACUCCACUUCAGGAACAAGCAUAUAACACUUAUGUCGCCGCCCUUGCGGCUAAUAACGAUACUGCUGGGAAUCCAAAACUAUGGGAUUGGUUGUCGAUCUUGUCACUCCUGUGCAAUCAUCCAGGUUGCUUUAUGGAGAAGCUCCGAGAUCGAAGCAAAGGUUUCCAGAAGCCGCCGUCAAGCCUGGUGUCCCCUGAUUCCGAUUCUGAAAUACCAGAGGACCCUUCGAUACCUCAUGUUCUCCUCUCUUCUGAGGUACUUGCAAGGAUAGAGAAAGAUUUCCCCACCGGCAUGGACAUGUGGUCACUCGAGCUGUCGCACCGAGCACAAGUAGCGGAUCAAAUCAUUGAACGCUCUAUCGCCGCAGGGGACAAGGUGUUGUUAUUUUCACAUUCAAUCCCGACCCUCAACUAUCUUGAGCUUGUUUUAAAGCAAGCAAAACGAAGCUACUCCCGACUUGAUGGGAAAACGCCUAUUGCUACACGCCAGAUAGCUACGAAGAACUUCAACUCGGGUUUCGACUCGCAAGUUUAUCUGAUCUCAACAAGAGCUGGAGGGCUAGGCCUCAAUAUCCCGGGAGCAAAUCGGGUGAUCAUUUUCGACUUCCAAUUUAACCCUACAUGGGAAGAACAAGCCGUUGGGCGAGCGUAUAGGCUCGGGCAGCUUAAACCGGUGUACGUCUAUCGCUUUCUCGCAGGCGGGACAUAUGAGGAUGUUAUGCAUAAUAGAGCCGUUUUCAAAACCCAACUUGCAUUUCGCGUUGUUGACAAGAAGAACCCUAUCCGCUGGGCGUCCAAGAAUAUUAGUGACUACCUUUUUAGUCCAAAGUUCGUUCCACAAAAGGAUCUUUCGGAGUUUAAGGGGAAAGACCCAGCGGUUCUUGAUAGGAUUCUUGCAGGGCAGAAAAACAUCAGAAAGAUCGCACUCACAGAAACCUUCCAACGUGAGGAUAACGACAAGUUGACUCCCGAGGAGGAAAAAGCCGUCCAGGAGGAGCUUGACGAUGAACGGCUCAAACGGAACGAUCCAGUUGCAUGGGCCAAAAAGCAGCAGGUGCAAGAGCCGCAGGCGACGCCUCGACGAUCAAUUUUUCCUCAUUCUCAUCCUUUGUCGGUCAUGAGAAGCGCUCAACAUCUUUCCAGUUAUAGAGCAUCUGAUCUUGUAUCUUUAUCUGCAGAUUCUAUCCCGCCAAUGACCAGCCUGGCCGUAGGUCCACCUGCGCUGACACCAGACACAAGCCUCUUCAGACCUGCCAACCAACCAAGGUUCACAAAUGAGACCAGGGUAUUGUCAUCGUUCUUCUCCGAUAUCAACGGAAAUGCGGCCCCAACACCACUGGUGCCGUCCCAAGCCAGCCUCAACGGCCCAUUACUGCCCAAUGGCGACGCAAAUCAACCCUCUAUUCCACCACCACCACCAGCAGCAACAGCAGCAAUAGCAUCAUCCAGUAAUAUCCCGAGCAGCUCAAAAGUGGACAUCAGUCAAAAGAGACCUAACAAUGUGGACAAAGACGAUGGACAUGUAACAGGAACCAGUAAUGCGAGUAAACAUCUAACAAUCGGGCAGGAAAACCAAGUCGAGACAAAUGCUGUCUCUGCUGUUGGAAAAGAAAGCGAGACACCUCAAUCUAAGACUGUGUAA
Histoplasma mississippiense is the source of this 5064-nucleotide messenger RNA. RefSeq lists its product with no specific name. Bases 1 to 5064 code for a protein of 1687 amino acids. Gene Ontology annotation, molecular function: ATP hydrolysis activity; ATP-dependent chromatin remodeler activity; ATP binding. The transcript has 4 exons. NCBI's taxonomy places the organism in Eukaryota, Fungi, Ascomycota, Eurotiomycetes, Onygenales, Ajellomycetaceae. Gene Ontology annotation, cellular component: nucleus. The record is from RefSeq and is a predicted model, not a curated record.